GAAAUCAUGAAAAUAAUAAUUUUUCUCGUCUGUGCUGUUUGCUUUGUUGGGGGACUUCCCUCCCUUAAAAAUGCAAGCAUUUGUAAAAGCACAUACUGCAAAGUUGAAGACGAUUGUCGCUGUUCUUCUACAACUAACCCAAUCAACAACGUCGAAGAUCCUGCUCCACAACUAAUUGCUAUAACAGUGAGUGAAUCUAUUGUUACAACACUCUAUCAUAACUAUUUAGAACAUCUGCUCUUUGGGCGCACAAAUCCCGAUGGAUACCCGAUCGGGGCAACGUUUUACGUCAACCACGAGUACACAGAUUAUGAAUUAGUGCAAAAACUGUAUCUUCGUGGUUACGAAAUUGGUGUCCAUUCAAUAACAAAAAACUCUUCUCAAGAGUACUGGCGGCACGCGUCUUUUAAUGACCUUAUUGAGGAGUUCGGUGGCCAGCGGCAAAUUAUAUCGCACUUUGCUAACAUUCCAGCUGAGGAUAUUCGAGGUGGUAGAACACCACAAUUGCAAUUUGAAGGAGACUUAACAAUAAACGCAUAUAAACAAGUUGGACUUAGAUAUGAUAAUUCCUGGCCUACAAGUUCUAACAAACUUAUUCUUCCCUACACGCUAGACUACCUGUCUACUCAAGAAUGUUUAGUUACGAUUAAUUGCCCAAAGGAGUCACACGAGCAUUUUUGGAUAGCUCCUAUCACCAAUAUUAGAGGUGUCAACAACGUCGAAUGUAACUCUCUGGUAACCUGUUUAGUUCAAGGAACCGCUGAAGAAAUUGCCGAUUGGUUAAUUAACGAAGUUGACCGAGUAACAGCACAAAAUCGGGCACCCUUAGUUUUGCGGCUAGACUCGUAUUGGUUUGAAUUUACCGAUAACAGUUUGGAAGGUUUUACUUUAUUUUUAAACGAGAUGUCAAAAAGAAGUGAUGUCUUCUUUGUAUCGGUCCAAGAUAUUAUUGAUUGGAUCAAGAACCCAGUUUCCGUUACAAAAUACGUUACCCCAAUACACAAAAGAUCUGCAGAGUGCACUCCUGUUAAUUGUGCUCUCAGGUUUUUGGAUGGGAGCGAAAGGUACAUGAAUUCUUGUGUUCGGUGUCCACGAACGUAUCCCUGGAAAGGGAAUCCAUUGGGAGAAUAAUACCGAGCCACACCCAAAUUU
Messenger RNA from Tribolium castaneum (red flour beetle), 1152 nucleotides. RefSeq names its product chitin deacetylase 7 (gene Cda7). The coding region runs from base 7 to 1131 and encodes 374 amino acids. The record is from RefSeq and is marked provisional. Gene Ontology annotation, biological process: carbohydrate metabolic process. Lineage: Eukaryota; Metazoa; Arthropoda; Insecta; Coleoptera; Tenebrionidae. The transcript is spliced from 4 exons.